Drosophila ficusphila is the source of this 4044-nucleotide messenger RNA. RefSeq lists its product as uncharacterized. Lineage: Eukaryota; Metazoa; Arthropoda; Insecta; Diptera; Drosophilidae. Bases 611 to 3430 code for a protein of 939 amino acids. The record is from RefSeq and is a predicted model, not a curated record. The transcript has 2 exons.
UCCCCUCAUUCUUGUUCCAGUUUUUAACCGAGAGCGAACAAUUUCGAGCGCGGGAAUCGGAUUCGUGAUAGUCGUGUGAAACAGCAACUACUAUUCAGUGCAUAAUAAUCAUAGCCUCUAGGGUAUCUAGAAAAAUUUACUAGUGCCUACUAUACAGUGGAGUUCGAGCGGCAAAACCCCAAAAUUUCCGUUGAAAAAGCAACAACACACAGGGUCGCCGUGCAUGUGUGUGUGUGGUACAGUUGGGUAGAAAAACAUCGCCAUAUCGGGUUGCCACCUGGUUGUGCUCUUUUCAAUUUGACCACUAUUGCCACCACUUUUGCUGCUCUGCUUCUGCAGUUCGGUUGUUGUUGUGCAUCUUUGCGAGUUUUAUUUUUCGUUCGCCGAAAACAAUCAAAGUUAAUCGAAGCCCAUUGAAUUCCAACAAAAUUGGUUGGAAGUUUAAGACGUGUGACCAUCGUAGCCGGAGAGCCAGCGUUGUAACAACAAAGACGUACGCAGAGGAGAAACGAGAGCGCCGCGUUGUGAAAGUGCCAGCAAAAAGUGCUAUUAAAGGCAAAAACAAACGCCAGAGAAAAUGUAAAGCGACUUGCAUAGCUACCCAUGAAAGAUGCGAGCUGGAAAAAAGCAGGCAGCUGAAAUCGUCAAGACACGUCCUUGCAUCGUCUACUUAAGAAAUUUGCGCGACGAGGAGGAGCCGCCAGCCGGCAGACUGAGGAAGAGGGAUAACCAGCGGGAGGCGCAGCAGGAGCUGCGAGAGACCCGCACACGUCGGCGCUCCGUAGUCCAGGAGAAGCCGCCAGCGACCGCUACGCCGCGCACCCGUCACGCCGUUAAGCCAGCGGCCAUCUCGCCAUCGCCACCGCCAGCGGCGCGUGCGAAGAUCACCAGGGAGCAGCCGGCCGCCAACCUGGCCAAGCGACGCGGCACAAUGGUGCUGGGCGGCAGCGCCGGCGCCGCGACUCCACACCACAAGCUGGGACUGAUCAAGCCACGGCGCUUCGUUCAGCAGGAGACGACGACGCCCAAAAUGUACAAGCAGUCGCCGGCGGCCAAGCACACGCCCGCGAGUCCACCGCCCACCAUUGCGGCCAGUCGCUCCCGGCGCUCGAUCAAGCCGAACCCGAAGUACGCCAGCGAUGACAUCGUCACGCCCAAGUUUAUGGCCUCCUUGGGCGACGGCGGCAAUCAGUCCGUCGCUGGUCGUCACGGGAGGCAGGGCAAGCAGAACUACGCAACGGACGACGAUGACAUGAGCGACCAGCUCGACUUGGACGAGGACGACGACGACGAGCUAGCGGACGCCGCAUUCAAUCCGCAACUGCACAAGUCCGACGAGGAUGAUGACGACGACGAGGACGAGGAUCUGAGCGAGGCCGAGCACGAACAGGAACUGCGUCGCAAGCUGCCGCCGGUCAAGCGUGGGCGUGGACGUCCACCGAAGGCCAGCACUGCCAAUGCCGCCAGUGCGAGUUCCAGGACGCCCCGAGCCGGCAGCCAGACGCCCAGCGGUGUGGCCAACAAGGUGUCCAUCAACUCGGCCGGCGGACGCACUGCGCCCAACAGCCUCCAGCAGUUGCGUCGCGCCAUAGCCGUCAAUGUGGCGCGCAACAACGCUAGCUUGACAGAGGGAUCGGGAGCGGGAUCGGGAUCUGGUUCUGGUUCCAUGUCGGGGGCGGCCAAGCGCAAGCUGGAGAUCAGCGAUACCGACAGUCCCGUGGCCAGGAAGCGGAUGGUCCUCUCGUCCACCGGUGGCCAGCAGGUGCGCAGUGUGCCGGUGGUGAAUGGCAAGACAAACAUGGCUGGCGCGACCACGAGACCCAAGAUGGGCCUGCUAACCAGGACGAUGCCCCAGCGGCGCGGCAGCAACUACAAGGCGAACACCGCGACGAACGCCACCAGCAACUCGGUCGGCGCCACGUCCACAACACGUUCGUCGGGCGGAGGAGCAGCCUCCAGCAGCGAAGCUAAGAACAACGAGUCUGGAAGCGAGGACGUGCCCACGUUCACCAUCGUGAACAUCGACGACAUUAUCAACCAGGACGAUGUGCUCAUCACCAGGUCCACCAAUGCUGGGUCAGCCGCAACAGGGGGCAAUCUCAGCAAGAAACAGCCUGUGGGCAGGCCGCGCACCCGGCCCAUCCCAUCCGGCAAUGUGGGAAGCGGCGAGAAGAAGGCCAUUGCCACCAGCCCGGAGAAAUCUCCGUCCGCUCCUGUGAACAACAGCUCAACCGUUGGCGGCCAGGCCAAGCGCAUCAAGAUCCUGUCGAGCAACAGCAGCGUUAACACCAAAAUGGGACCCGUGCACAUCCAGAGCUACGGACAGAGUCAGAGUCAAAGCCAAACGCAGCUGUCCAAGCCCAGGCCGAGGAUACUCAACGCGGAGAUGGGCAAGAAGACGCAGCCGAUGAAGCCGCUGAUGAACAUGGGCAAGGAGCUGUGCCCCACGGACGUCGACACCGAGGAGGACGACCCGGAUCCGGAUCUCGACUUUGACAUCGACGAGAUCCCGGCAUCGAUUGUGACCCGAAAGACUCCCAAACCGGCGGCGGCAUCAUCGGCCACGUCGGCACUCUCCACUGCCACUGGUGGGGCAUUGAACAAGUGGAGCAGCAACCGCAGCCGCCCCGUGCUAUCCACGACGGCCUCGUCGGCCAACGCCCGCGCGGACCGUAAGCUGACCAAGCUGCUGGGCGACGGCGACGACCAGCCGGUGUUCAAGAAGCCCGGCCUGAGUCCCCAGCGCCGCAGCAAGGAGAACCAGCUGCUGCAGCAGCAGGAGCAGCGCGACAAGGAGGUGGCCGGCCAGAAGGAGCUUGGCGGCGCCUUGGUCCUUGGCGGCGGAGCGGAGGACAUGAGCAAUCCGAAGUACUUCCCGCCCGAGACCACCACCUUCUGCGAGGAGGACGGGCGCGUUGUGAAGAAGAUCACCUGCUACGAGACGUGGCAUGUGAUCAGCACGCCCAAGGAGACGCCGUCGAAGGCGACGCGCCAGCAGCGCACCUGCCUGGAGCUGGCCCUGGUGAAGCUGGCCAACGUGGCGGCCAGGAUCCGGGUGCCAUCUGGCAAGUGGUCCAGCAAGGUCACCCUGUACAAGGUGUCGCCGACGCUGAUGACCCGCCAGACGAUGACCAUCUUCACGGGCGAUCUCAAGGCGUACAACAUACCCGAGGAGGAGCGCCACAAGUACCAGCCGUCGUGCGUGCUCUUCCGCCGCGCCGUUAUGGACAGGAACAAGUGCCGCGUGCCCUACGACCGGGCCAUCAUCUUCAAGAACAAGUGCUUCUACGCGAACAUCGACGGCAAGCACGUCAAUCUGAUGGGAGCCCCCGAGACGGUGACCACCGUCAAGGACGUCGAGAUCCUGCUGGACAUCGUCGACCGCCUGACGCUCGGCAGCAACCUGGUCGAGAUGGUCAACACCAAGUGAGGCAGCAGCAGCGUGUGGCAGCCGGGCGGGCAGCCGAGCAGUCGGACGAGGAGCCACUAGGACACGUAUCACAUUGUAAAAAUAAUUCACACCACCACACCCACACAAAAACGGACACGCGAUAAUUUGUUUGAUGCAGUAGCAAACCGAUUACAUUAUACAAGUUUUUUUUUUUGUAAAACCAUUAACUUAGUUCUAAUAGGUAGUUUAGCGUAAUUAUCUAUACCUUAAAUCGUAAACAACAGACGGACAUACAUAAAUACAGACAGCGGGUGUAUCUAUGUACUAUAUACUACAAAUUUAAACCUAACGCAUCGCGUCUCGGAAACCGAACAGAAUCACCAGUUCCGCGGAGGAAUCAAUCCUGAUUUUAAUUGUAAUGUCUGGCGAGGAUUGUGCAAGCGCCAAACGACAAACGACUUCCCCUUAAAAACCCACAAAUCGAACACUUUUUUAAACGGCAAUUAUGUAAAUCGUAGUUCAUUAAUACACGUAAAUCAGGGCGUAUACACGUUUGUUUACGCCGGAAUGGAGAUAUAGAUUUUAAGGAUUGUGUAUAUUUAAUUGAAAGCCCAUUAAAGUAUACAAAUAAAAGAGAAAACUGAUUUAAAUAA